GCCGGUGCCGGGGGCUCAGCUCUCUUCUUUAACUCGCUUACCGACAACACUUCGAGCAAGCUCGCGCGCGCACUCACUCUCAUUCACUGAGCCAUUACUCAGCUCACCUACUCCAGAUCUCAUGGUGCCCUCGCGCUGCAGCCGCCACCACCGCCUCCUCCCCACGACCAUGGCCGCAGCGUGCUUCCUCCUCCUCCUCGCGCUCUACGCCGCGCCGGCGCCGGCCCACGGCGCGCGCGCCCUGACGCGGGGCGGCGCGGGCGCGGUCACCAAGGCGGCGCAGCAGGGCGGGACCAGCAGCAACGCGACAGCAGCGGCGGCGGCGAACGAGUACCUGGCGCCGCACAACCAGGCGCGCGCGGCGGUGGGCGUGGCCCCGCUGCGGUGGAGCGGGGACCUGGCGUCGGCCGCGGCGGCGGUGGUGGUGCGGCAGCAGCGGCAGGGCGGGUGCGCGUUCGCGGACAUGGGCGGCAGCCCCUACGGCGCGAACCAGGGGUGGGCGAGCUACCGCGCGGCGCCCGGCGAGGUGGUGGCGUCGUGGGUGGCGACGGGCCAGUACUACACCCACGCGAACAACACGUGCGCGCCGGGGCGGCAGUGCGGCACCUACACGCAGGUGGUGUGGCGCCGCACCGCCGAGGUCGGCUGCGCGCAGGCCACCUGCGCCACCGGCGCCACGCUCACCGUCUGCCUCUACAACCCGCACGGCAACGUGCAGGGACAGAGCCCCUACUAGAUGUGCGAGCUCGGUGGGGGGCGACCGGCUGAUCGAUCGGGUUGGUGCUCCCUCCUGCUGAGCCGCCGACGCCGAUGCCGCCGGCGCUGGAGCGCGAUGCGGCAUGGUUAGAGUAAGAGACGCCUACUACGUAGCUCUAGUAUUUUCAGGUUCGGUCACGGUUUGCUUCGUGUUUGUGGUGUGUGAUCCGGUGGUGUUCUUGGUGUUAAGAACUGCUUUGGUGUGGCGUGUUAACUUGAGUUGCCGGGGAAACGCUUGUGAUGUGAUGCUUUCUUGUUCCUUGUGUCGAUCGGCGUUAGACUCGCUGUGCUGCGUAGAAAUGGCUGCACAAUCAGGCUCUGUUUGAUCACCCAUGGGCUGCAGAGUUGGAGCAGGGGAUUUCCAUAUGAAUCGGGGCUGGCAAUCAAACAGAUGUGCGGCAGAUCAAA
Setaria italica (foxtail millet) is the source of this 1164-nucleotide messenger RNA. RefSeq names its product STS14 protein. The transcript has a single exon. NCBI's taxonomy places the organism in Eukaryota, Viridiplantae, Streptophyta, Magnoliopsida, Poales, Poaceae. The record is from RefSeq and is a predicted model, not a curated record. Bases 122 to 736 code for a protein of 204 amino acids.